Dictyostelium discoideum AX4 is the source of this 480-nucleotide messenger RNA. RefSeq names its product eukaryotic translation initiation factor 5A (gene eif5a). The record is from RefSeq and is a predicted model, not a curated record. Gene Ontology annotation, cellular component: cytoplasm. Bases 1 to 480 code for a protein of 159 amino acids. The transcript has a single exon. Gene Ontology annotation, biological process: translational elongation. NCBI's taxonomy places the organism in Eukaryota, Evosea, Eumycetozoa, Dictyosteliales, Dictyosteliaceae. Gene Ontology annotation, molecular function: translation elongation factor activity; RNA binding; ribosome binding.
AUGUCAGAUAACGAAGCUUUAGAUGUCGAAGACUACGCCCAAGCCGGUUCAGGUGCUUCAUUAACCUUCCCAAUUCAAUGUUCAGCAUUAAGAAAGAACGGUUUCGUCGUCAUUAAAGGUUUCCCAUGUAAGAUUGUUGAUAUGUCAACUUCCAAAACCGGUAAACACGGUCACGCCAAAGUUAACAUCACUGCUAUCGAUAUCUUCACUGGUAAGAAAUACGAAGAAAUUUGCCCAUCAACUCACAACAUUGAUGUACCAAAUGUCAGCAGAAAGGAAUACACCGUUAUGGAUGUUCAAGAUGGUUACUUAUCACUCUUGGAUGCUGGUGGUGAAGUCAAAGAAGAUCUUGCCCUCCCAGAAGAUGAUAUUGGUAAAGAAAUUACCCAAAUGUUAAAAGAAGGUAAAGAGCCAUUAGUUUCAGUCAUCUCUGCUUUAGGUAAAGAAGGUGUCGUCUCUGUUAAAGUCAGCAACAAUUAA